GCUACUGUUUGUGUGAAAGAACUUGAAAGAGAGAAAAAGUUAUGUCAAGGUCAAAAGAAAUGACGACUUCCUCUUCCUUGAGCUCGCGCGGAACUGUGAAAAGGAACAAUGGCGGCUCCGCUUGGAGAAUACAUGAUGAAAACAAAGUUUACUGUUACUUUGUUUACAGUGUUUGCUUUACUUCUGAACGGUGCAUCUGAUGUCGCCACAGAACUCGUGUCAGUGUUUGUGAUGAAGGGAGAUUCAGUCACUCUUCACACUAAUAUCACAAUGAACCAACGAGGAAGAUUUAAAUGGUAUUUCAUUGAUGAUCUCAUCGCUCAAAUCAAUGGAGAUCUCCGUUAUAUCUGCACAGAUGUUCAGUGUAAUAAAGAAGAUGAGAGAUUCAGAGACAGACUGAAGCUGGAUCAUCAGUCUGGUGAUCUUACGAUCGCAGACAUCAUCACCUCAGAUAGAGGAGUGUAUCGACUACAGACCUUCCAAGGCAGACACAUUAAAAAGACUUUCAAUGUUGAUGUUAAUGGUGUUGCUGCUGAAGUGAAGAGAAAGUCAGUGAAGGACGGAGAAUCUGUCACUUUAGACACUCCUGGAGUAAAAAACCCAUAUGAUGUGAUCACGUGGUGCUUUAAUGACUCUCUCAUUGCUGAAAUCACUGGAGAUCAGACUCACAUCUGUACAGAUGUUCACUGUGAAGAGAGAUUCAGAGACAGACUGAAGCUGGAUCAGACUGGAUCUCUGAUCAUCACACACACCAGAUCCACAGACUCUGGAGAUUAUACACUGAAGAUCAGAUCCAUGAGAAACCACUACAGUGUCACCAGCAUUAAGAGCUUCACCGUGUCUGUGACUGGUUCAGGUCUGUCUUCAGCUGCUGUAGCAGGAAUUGUUGGUGUUGUUCUGCUGCUGCUGACUGUUGUAGCUGCUGCUGCUGUGAUUCACUAUCGCUGCAGGAGCUCCAUUAAGGAUGAAGGGAGCCCUCAGGAUCGGAGAGGAUCAUGUGCCGUGACCGUUUGCUUGCUUUUUUGA
Molecule: messenger RNA, 1026 nt
Organism: Carassius carassius (crucian carp)
Lineage: Eukaryota; Metazoa; Chordata; Actinopteri; Cypriniformes; Cyprinidae
Exons: 5
Coding region: 109-1026 (305 amino acids)
Source: RefSeq, a predicted model, not a curated record